Salvia splendens (bonfire salvia) is the source of this 2909-nucleotide messenger RNA. Its product is annotated as inositol polyphosphate multikinase alpha. Gene Ontology annotation, molecular function: inositol tetrakisphosphate kinase activity; inositol-1,4,5-trisphosphate 3-kinase activity. Lineage: Eukaryota; Viridiplantae; Streptophyta; Magnoliopsida; Lamiales; Lamiaceae. The coding region runs from base 1921 to 2835 and encodes 304 amino acids. Gene Ontology annotation, biological process: inositol phosphate biosynthetic process. Gene Ontology annotation, cellular component: nucleus; cytoplasm. The record is from RefSeq and is a predicted model, not a curated record. The transcript is spliced from 4 exons.
UUGGAAAAUGAAAAAGGUAGAGAGAUGAAAAGAGAAUAAAGUAAAAGAGAGUAAAGUAGGGGUAGAAAAUUGUGUUGACUUUUGUUGAAAAGGGAGAUCACUCUAUUACUAUGGAAUGUAUCAAAAUGGUAAAAUUACUCUACUACUAUGAAACGGAGGGAGUACUAUUUUUAGAAAUUUUAUGUUUAGAAAGGAUAGUAUACGUAUUUUGGGGCAUUCGGCAUGUUGACAAUAACACAUACUCAUAUUAAUUGAAAUAUAAAAUCACGAGUUAUCCAGUAGAUUCUCUGUGGAAAUGAAUUAAUUACAGGGAGAUGUAAAAGUGAGGUGUUGGUCGGAGGUGCAUCCACAGCGACUGUGUGAGGUUGACAAGUGGCCCUCUCUGCAUGCUCACUACUCCCUUCAAACUUCCACUUUGGUCUACAUCCAACACUCUAUAAAUUGCUUCACUAAUCCUUAUCCAAUUUCUAACUCAACCACAAUUAUCAAUACUAAAUCACACUAUCCAAUAUCUCAGCACACUCCAAAUCACAACAAUGGCAUUUCGCGCAGCGAGUCUCUGGAAAUCAAUGGCAAAAGCGCUUGGCGGAGGCUCCAGCCAGAGUUUGAGUUUCACGACAUCAACGGUGCCCAAAUUGAAAGCCUGCCGCCGGCCAUAUUCCCCCUGAAACUAAAUCAAAGGCAGUAAAGGUGGAGACAUUGAGGGAUGUUGGGGUGGAUCCCGCCGCCAAAUAAAAUCCCCUUACCUUUUUUUGUAUUUGAGACAUAAAAAUGGAGUUGUAUAUACUGUGAGGUUUGCAACAUCGUUCUAAUAAGAUGUUGAUUGAAAUCUGACUUCGUCAAGUUGUUUAGGGUUUAGAAAAGAGAGCAUAUGUGUCAACGACGUGGGACAAUUAUACAAGAAUAACGAUGUGGGAAAAUUUUAUUAUAAAUUGAGAUUUUUUAUUUUACUUGUAUUUUAUGCUGCUCCCAUUAUCAAAGUAUUUAAAAACUAAAUAAAUUAUGUUGUUGCUCCUACGUAAAUACUCACAGUAUCAAGAUUCAUCAUUACAUAAAAAGUUAAUAGUAAAAAUUUAGCUAUUAAAAGUACCAAAAAUAUUGGUAGUACAAAUUUAGCUAUUCAAGAAUUAUACAAUAACUUGACAAUCGCUCCUGAAAUGCACAUUGUAUCCAAUUCUUGGGUUUAAGUAGCAAUAUAAAAUAGUCUUCUUCCAUGCACAAAUUGUGAAAAAUAGUGUAGUAGUAUGUAUGUAUUAUUUUCUUCUCACGUUUGGCGUAAUGCCAAAACUAUUUGGAUUAUCGACUCGGGUGGCAAAAACCCAGAAAGGCAAACCCCUUUAACCUCGUCAUUUUCGAGGUUUUUUUAACCCAGCAAAUCUUCUUUCACAAUCCAGGAAAAAGGUACAAGCUUUUUUAUAAGUAUUUUUUUAUGCAUUUGGGAAGUAUAGAUUCUCUUUUGAGUGGAUGGAAAGGGAUCUUAUUCAAAGUGAAUUUGUGCUUGGUUUAUGUAUAUGAUUGGUUUCCCGAAUUGUCAAUUUGAGGAGGUAUCUUUUCAUUGGAUACGAUACGAUUCUUUGUAAUUAGGAUAAACAAGUGAUCUUGAUCUGCUUUCAACUAUACUGACUGAAAUUAUGUGGUUUUGCAUGUGUUGUUGCUAUACUUUUGACCAUGAUUCUUGUGUGGAGGAUAAAGUGCCUAAUUCAACUUUAAUCUUUUGAAUUGGUAAAUAAAGUUACAUACGGAGUACUUGAUUUAUAUCUAUGAUAUCACUGCAUAUGUGUGGGCAUUAUAUUGUUGACAUUCCUCAUAUAUGUAUAUUAGUGAAGACAUACAUGUAUGUAUAGGUGAUUCACCAUCUCCAGCUAGUGUAGUAUAGUGUUGACAUUCUGCUCAUCAUCAAGAUAGAGAAAAGGAGAGUACAUGGUUGCUGGACACAGAGCUCGUGAUGGGCGGCUUGGACCACUUAUUGACGAUGCAGGGCGUUUCUACAAGCCACUUCAGGGUGAUGAGCGUGGAGCUAACGAGGUCUCUUUCUAUGCAUCAUUCUCUUCAAACACUAAAAUUCCUGACCAUAUCAAAAGCUUCUUCCCCGAGUUUGAUGGUACUCGGCUCGUGGAAGCAUCUGAUGGAUCGGGUAUGCAAACUCAUCUAGUCUUACAAGAUCUUACUUUUGGUCAUGUAAAUCCAUCUAUAAUGGACAUCAAAAUUGGUUCAAGGACUUGGCAUCCACAAGCUCCAGAUGGCUACGUUCACAGGUGUUUAAAGAAGGAUAGGGGAACUUCCAGCCUUCCGCUAGGAUUUAGAGUGUCGGGCGCACGAAUCUUUAAAAGCACGGAAUCAGGAUACUGGGAGCCGGAGAACAGAUUGUCGAUCCAGACUCUUUCAGCUGAUGAAGUUAAGUUGCUUCUGAAAAGCUUUGUUUCUUCUAACACAUCAGAAGAGCCGCAUAUGAAACCAGAUUGUGCAUUUGCAUCAACUGUUUAUGGUGGCUCCAAUGGUAUUUUAUCACAGUUGGUGGAAUUGAAGGCAUGGUUUGAGGAUCAAACCAUCUAUCAUUUCUAUUCUUCCUCAGUACUUAUGAUGUUUGAAAAGGAUCUUGCAUCGAGCGGGAAGAGCCCCCGAGCAGAAAUCAAGCUUGUGGAUUUCGCCCACGUUCAUAAAGGCAAUGGGGUUAUUGAUCAUAACUUCCUCGGUGGGCUUUGCUCUUUUAUCAAAUUCAUCUCUGAGAUCCUCACAACUCCAGAAGACUCUUCUGCUGAUUCCUUAGUAGAAGAUGCUCAAAGAAACCACAUCCAUUCUGAAAAUGGUUCAGUCUAUGAUGUCAGCCUCAAUUAAAUAAUGUUGCAUUUCACCUCAAGGUUCAUGAUACUUUUGCUCUUCAAUUAUUUCCAAAAUAGGUAUAAAUUCAA